CAUGGGUUGCCCGAGGGGUUGGCCUGAGGGUUAGUUCUGGCUUGCCAGAGGGUUGGCCGGGCAUUGGCUUUCGAUUAGUAGUUCUCUCCAUAGCACAAUGGUUUUGGCAAGGCAAGUCGGUGGUCCAGGAUUUGUGCAUACGCCUUCCUCGCCAAGGCAGGAGGGCGCAUACACCGAUGGUGGGCCUUGCCUUGCAUGGGCAUUGCCAGGAUCGGCGGCGCCGGGGUGCACAAGUCGGCGUCCCCCGAAGGUGGACACGACGGCCUACAACUGCGUGCUGGAGGUGUGCGCGGUGAGCGGCGACCUCCCGGAGGCGCGGAAGCUGCUGCGGCGCAUGGAGGGCACCGGCCAUGUGGACGUCGUCUCGUACAACACCUAUCCUGCGGACAUCAAGGCCUUGCUUGCCAGCGGGGCUGUCGACGAGGCCGAGGCCGCGCUGGAGGAGAUGAGGCGCCGCUCGCUGGCGCCCAACACGGUGACGUACAACUCGCUGGUGAAGGGCGCGAUCGCGGCGAAGGACGCGGAGAGGGCCUGGCAGCUCGUGGCCGACAUGGAGCAGGUUGGGGUGCAGCCCGACGCCUUCACGUGCUCCAUCCUGGUGAAGGGCGCGAAGCACGCUCCCCAGGCGUGCGACGUGGACAGGGUGAUCGCGCUCAUGAAGCGCGCCAGCGUAGUGCCCGACGAGGUGCUUAUAAAUUGUCUGCUGGACACGUGCGUGCGCAUUCGUGACGUCCACAGACUGUCUCAGGUCCUGGACCAGUUCCGGGCGACGGGCGUCGUGCCCUCGCCCCACGCGCAUGCCACGCUGCUCCGGGCCUACGGCCACGCCCAGCGCCCGGAGCAGGCGUGGGCCCUGUGGCGGGAGCUCACCAGCCCCAGCGGCGCGCAGCCCAUCGAAGAGCCAGAACCUGCAUACCUGUCAUGA
Messenger RNA from Prorocentrum cordatum, 925 nucleotides. The record is from the annotation of a GenBank genome assembly. Lineage: Eukaryota; Dinophyceae; Prorocentrales; Prorocentraceae.